CGCUGCCCUGGGCGCGCUUCUCUGGCUGGCUCGAGUGUGUGUGCGUGGUGGCCUUCGACCUGGAGCUCGGCCAGGCCCUGGAGGGGCCUUGCUGACUAAGGGAUUGCUGCCUGACCCUGGCCUGGAAGUGAACAGAAAAUACUGAAGAAUGAAGAGGACAGCCAAUUCCUGAAGCAGGGCAGAGAGCAAGGAAAAGACCAGCCUGGCACUGAACUUCUCCGAGUAUCGCUGGCACUCUUGGGUCCAGGGGAAAGGACGGUCAGGAAAAUGUAUUACCCUGCUUUUUGCCACCAGCCCCCAAGGACCAUGGGGCCUUUCAUGUGUCCUGAGCUGUUCCCUCUUCUCUGUGUGUCUUCCCUCAUUAGAAUGAGAGCUCCUGGAAAGCAGGAACUGUCGGCUUUUCCCUUAGGUCCCCAGCACUUAGCAAGUGCUCAGCACUUAAUUUGUAAGCAUUUAAUAAAAGCUUUACUCAUUCCGAGAUGAGGACUAGAGAAAGGUCAGAAUUUGGAAUCUGGGCAUCCUACUGCUGCUUACAACCCGUGUACGCUUGACCAGAUGCCUCCCCUUGUCUGAGCUUCGGCCUCCUCAUGUGUAAAGUGGUCCCUUCCAGGUCUGAAUCUGGGACCUUAUGGCUGGUUUUCUGCCUCGGUGACAUACAAGCCUUCACAGCAGUCAGAGCCCUGACUGCCCUGGAGACCUCUUGGACAGUCGGAGCCCUGGGUGACGGCAAGGCCCACACUGCCCCUUCCUUUACUGCACGCUCCUCAGCCACUGUUGCCCAGACUGGCUGAAGAUGAGUGAAUUUCCUGUGUGACUGUUGGAGGGGCUGCUGCAGGCAGAGCUUGGCGGGUCUAGAGGCUAGCUUUGGAAUACUUGCAGAGCUGCAUCACCCAAGUGGAAGGGGCUGCACUGGUGAGCAGCUUGUUCGCUCUGACAGGAUGUGGGCGGCAGAUUCCUUCACAGGUCUUCUGGAAUCCUCCUCGGUCACUGCAUCCUUAAGUCUUUCCAAGCUGGUAUACCCUUAUGACUCCAGGCUGACAGAGAAGGAGAAAACCAGCAUCUGCUACUUGUCUUUUCCCGACUCUUACUCAGGCUGCCUUGGGGACACCCAGUUUAGCUUCCGGAUGCGUCAGUCUGGGGGACAGAGGGACCUCCACUCUCUUGAUGAUGACGAUGGCUAUGACAGAGGGGCUCCCGUCACCCUGCAGAGAGAGGCCGCCCACUUGUUUGGCUACGUGUACUUCAGACAGGUAAAGGACAGUGCUGUGAAGAGAGGCUACUUCCAGAAGUCACUGGUGCUGGUGUCCCGCCUGCCCUACGUGAAUUUGUUCCGGUCACUGCUGAACCUCAUUGCCCCUGAAUACUUUGAGAAGCUGGUUCCGUGCCUGGAAGCGGUGUGCAACGAGAUUGACCAGUGGCCCCCCCCAGUGCCAGGACAGACUCUGAAUCUGCCCGUGAUGGGAGUCGUCAUGCAGGUGCGGAUCCCAUCCCGUGUAGACAAGUUAGAGGCAAGCCCUGUAAAGCAGUUUAACCAGGAGAACCUGCUCCCUGCUCCGUUAGUUCUCUCCAGUGUUAAUGAGCUGGAUCUUUUCAGGUGUUUCCAGCCUGUGCUGAUUCACAUCCAGCUGCUGUGGGAGCUGAUGCUCCUGGGGGAGCCCCUUGUUGUCAUGGCCCCAUCUCCAACCAUCUCGUCAGAGAUGGUGCUGGCCCUGACCAGCUGCCUGACUCCCCUCAAGUUCUGCUGUGACUACCGACCCUACUUCACCAUCCAUGACAGCGAGUUCAAGGAGUACACUACGCGAACCCAAGCCCCACCGAAUGUUGUCCUGGGAGUCACAAAUCCUUUUUUUAUCAAAACACUUCAGCAUUGGCCACACAUCCUCCGGAUUGGAGAACUCAAAAUGUCAGGGGACCUUCCCAAGCAAGUCAAGAUGAAGAAACUCACCAAGUUGAAGACCCUGGACACCAAGCCAGGGCUCUACACAUCCUACAAAACCUACCUGCACAAAGACAAAUCACUUAUUAAGAGGCUGUUGAAGGGCAUCCAGAGGAAGCGUCCUUCAGAGGCGCAGAGCGCACUGGUUCGACGACACCUCCUGGAGCUCACCCAGAGUUUCAUCAUCCCUCUGGAACAUUACAUGGCAAGCCUGAUGCCCCUGCAAAGGGCUGUCACGCCCUGGAAGACUCCUCCCCAGAUCCGUCCUUUCCACCAGGAUGACUUCCUGAAGAGCCUGGAGCAUGCUGGUCCCCAGCUUACCUGUGUCCUCAAGGGGGAUUGGCUAGGCCUAUACAGGCGAUUUUUCAAGUCUCCUCAUUUUGAUGGCUGGUACCGGCAGCGGCACAGGGAGAUGACCCAGAAGCUGGAGGCGUUGCACCUGGAGGUGAUCUGUGAGGCGAACAUCCUGACCUGGAUGAAAGACAAGUCUGAAGUAGAGAUCGUCGAUCUGGUCCUGAAGCUUCGAGAAAAGCUGAUUCAGGCCCAGGCUCACCGGCUCCCGGUGAAGGAGGAGACGCUGCAGCGGGUGGCUCUGUAUAUCGACACUGUCAUUGGUUCCCUGCCUGAUGACCUGCAGGCCGUCCUGCGGCACCCCUGAGGUCAUGCUGCUCUUCAGGCUUCCAGAAGAAAGGGAGGACUAGAGGUUGCCCAGUCCUGCCAAGCCUUCUUGGCCCUGGCCCCUCUGAGCUCUGGGCUGGGAGGGUAAGGAGAGACCCAGGAGGCCAGGCUGGGCAGGAGGGAAAUGGGUGAUGAGUGGCCAGGCUUCUCCUUCCAGCCACACCUUGCUCCCUGGGGGGCUGGGCCCAGUGGAGUAGGAGCCUGGGACUUCAGCCCCUUCUUCCCCUUUCCUUCAUCAUGACUGCCUCAGGAGCCUCUGGGAGGGGCUGUGCUGGACCCAGCCUCUGUUAGGGCAGGGUUUACCAGCUGCUCAGCACUGCAGAGACCCUUCAUUGGAAGGACCACCAUGCAGGGAGCCUGAGGGCGGGAGCCAGGACAGCAGCCAGGUGGGCCCUUCAUCUGCAUAGUCCCCUGCCCUUUCCCUGGGACUCUGCUUGGGCUCCCACGUUGUGCCCGCCCCAGAGAAGGCUCCUGCUGAGCCCAGGUGAAGGAUAAGGGGCCUGGUGCCAAGCAAGCCCUUUGCGUUCCACAUCCCGUUUCAAAGCAGGGAGCUUCAGCCAAGCACAAGCCGACCCCGUUGCCUGUUCCCCUGAGCCCCCUCCCGCAGCCCUACCACCACCCCUUAUGCUGAGGGCCGGGCCCGGUGGGGCAAGGCCAAAGCAGCUGGCUCUGCUUUCCCAUCUCACCAGAGAGCGUGGGCCCUGUCUCCAGCUGGCUCCUGGAGUUUCCUGUGGGCCUGGAUAACUGAAGCCAUCAAUCCGUCUAAUAGUAAAGGAGAUUGUUUUAAACGGUGGACUGUGCCCUCUCUGGCUGGGCAGGUAUGGGGGAGGCUGGCCACA
Phascolarctos cinereus (koala) is the source of this 3453-nucleotide messenger RNA. The record is from RefSeq and is a predicted model, not a curated record. Lineage: Eukaryota; Metazoa; Chordata; Mammalia; Diprotodontia; Phascolarctidae.